AUGACCGUUGAAGAACUGCCAUCUCCUCCUCGAAAGCGGCAGAGGCAAGACCAAAAAAAAUCUAAUAAACCAAAAUAUGAGCCUCGCCUUUUUGUCCCUUUCCGGGCUCUAGGUCUCAUCACAAAUCACAUCCCAUUCGUUAUCCAGACACGCUCGCAUAAAGGUGCAACGGAUGGGCCUCGAAUACACAUUCUUACAUGCUUGGGAAAGUCAUGGGCACUCUGGAAUGGUGCCAAGAUGGAUCUACUCUUCGUCGGUCCCGAAGUCGAAGAACAGAUAUCGAGUAUGGUCAUGGAUGGGGAUGCUGUAUGGAUAGCCAGUGGGCCUAAUGUGAUCAAAUACAUCCGUGGAAAAGAGGUUUCGCGUCUCGUCAAUCCUCUAGGAACUACCUUGUCUUUCAUCACUAUUUUUGGAACACAGUUACUCUCUCUGACUGAAGAUGGCGGAAGAAUGUUGUUGAUGGAAACAACCGUUGAAUUUGACAACGAUUUCACUGCGACAUCAAUACUCCAUCCAGCUACAUAUCUGAACAAAGUUCUUGUUUCAAGCAGUCAAGGUGCAGUGCAACUAUGGAACAUCCGCUCCCAAACCUGCAUACACAAAUUCGCUACUUCAUCUCUCCUCUCUUCCUCUGCUUCAGAGGGUUCCGCAAUCACCGCUCUCACGCAAUCGUCCGCCAUAGAUGUGGUCGGAAUUGGAUUUGCAUCGGGCGAAAUAUCCGUUUAUGAUGUACGGACAGAUGAGCGAUUGAUGAGGAUGUUUAUGGACGGUGGUAGCGUUCGUGCCUUGGGCUUUCGAAGUGAUGGGCAACCCAUUAUGGCUUCUGCCUCGUCCUUAGGACAUAUUGCUAUAUGGGACCUGAACGAAGGUGGCCGUCUAUUGCAUAUGGUACGAGGAGCUCACGAUGGCGCUAUAAGCGCUCUCGAAUGGAUCCCUAACCAACCUGUCUUGAUCACUUCUGGCGAAGACAAUAGCGUCAAGCAAUGGUUGUUCGACACCCCUUCCGCUGCCCCUCGGCUGUUGAAAUUUCGUUCUGGACAUCAGGCCCCUCCGCAUCUUAUUCGUUAUUAUGGAGAGGAUGGCAAACAGCUCUUGACGGCUUCCAGAGAUCGCAGCCUUCGAUGCACUUCGGUUGUUCGCGACUCGAGAUCUUUCGAGUUAUCACAAGGAUCCCUUGCUAAAAAGGCCAGCGGCCUGUCGAUACCAGUGGCGAACCUAAAAUUCCCUCCGAUCACUGCAAUCUCACAUUCUCCUGCUCGCACAAAAGAUUGGGACGACAUUCUCACUGCACAUACCGAUGAAACGUUCGCGCGAACAUGGUCGAUGCAAAACAAAAAACUUGGCAAACACAACUUUAGCUUUGCUGAUACCUCCAGGGCUAAAGGAAAGGAACGUGCUUCUCCUCUUGGCUCCGCAAAGUCUGUUUGUGUAACAGCCUGCGGCAACUUUGGGUUAGCGGGUUCCUCUACUGGUGCCAUACAUAUGUGGAAUAUGCAGUCUGGAAUACGACGACGAACAUUUCGCGUUGGAGCAUGCCCACCUGAAGUUGCAGGUCGCUUCCAAACAACGGAGAAAGGAACCAAAGAGCGUUCUGUGACCGGCCUUGCGACGGAUUCAUUGAACACAGUGGUUAUAGCGAGCACCCUCGAUGGUACUGUCAAUUUCUUCGAUUUCCAUACAGCAAACCUUGAUCACACAGUCAUCCUUCCAUCGGCUGCGGUAUCGAUGGUCCUUCAGCGGGACAAUGGGCUACUAGCAGUUGUGUGUGAUGACAUGGUUGUCCGAUUAGUGGACAUAGAGACAAAAACAGUCGUCAGAGAGUUCGGGGGAUUCCGUGGUCGUGUUUUAGACAUUACAUUUUCACCUGACUCCAGGUGGCUUAUCACCACUUCAUUGGACUCAAUAAUUCGGACUUUCGAUAUACCCACUGGACGUUUGAUUGAUGCCUUCAGGACAUCUAGUGUAGCGACUAGUGUGUCAUUUUCACCCACCAAUGAUUUUAUCGCCACAGCCCAUGUUGAUAGCGUUGGUGUUUUCUUAUGGGCGAAUCGAGCCCAGUAUACCGAAGUUGCAUUUCAAACUGUCGUUGAGGAUGAAAUCGCAAUUGUUGAUCUUCCCUUGAUGCAAGGCGUAGCCGAGGGCGAAGAGUCGCUAUCGCCAUUAGAAGCACUGGCCGCCCAAGUUGAUGUGUUUUCGACGCCUCCCAAGUUGGAUGGUGAUCUCAUCACGUUGACAUUACUUCCGCGCUCGAAAUGGCAGACCCUUCUCAAUUUAGAGAUCAUACAGCAACGGAACAAACCGAAGGAGCCCCCAAAAGCUCCUGAAAAAGCGCCAUUCUUCUUGCCGACAUUACCUGGUGUUGAGACCAGAUUCGUAACUGAGCCAAAGAAGAGCGCGUCGCAAAAUCCAUCCCGACGAUUAGAACAAGCAAUACAGAAUGCCGAGAGCGUAUUCUUACAACGACUUCAUGGGGAGGAUGUCAAUGGGGAUUACGAGUCAUUCUUCUCUUUUUCCAAAACCCUUUCAGCUGCAGCUGCAGACCUUGAACUUCAGUCUUUGGUGACACUUGACAGUCUUCGAACUUUUAUCAAUGCUUUGACACAAAGAUUAUUAUCACAUCAAGACUUUGAAGCUGUUCAGGCAUUCCUCAAUGUAUUUCUUCGCAUGCACGCGGACACGAUAAUUUCAAACUCCGAGUUACACGACGACGUGGAGCGAUUGAUGAAGGUGCAGCGUACCGAAAGCCAGAGAAUCCUUGAACUGAUUGCUUCGUCACUCGGAGCUCUCGGGUUUGUCAGAGAUACACUGUAG
This is a messenger RNA of Lentinula edodes (shiitake mushroom), 2811 nucleotides long. Its product is annotated as Utp21 specific WD40 associated putative domain-containing protein. Lineage: Eukaryota; Fungi; Basidiomycota; Agaricomycetes; Agaricales; Omphalotaceae. The transcript is spliced from 15 exons. Gene Ontology annotation, cellular component: Pwp2p-containing subcomplex of 90S preribosome; small-subunit processome. Gene Ontology annotation, molecular function: protein binding. The record is from RefSeq and is a predicted model, not a curated record. Gene Ontology annotation, biological process: rRNA processing. Bases 1 to 2811 code for a protein of 936 amino acids.